UUCUCAUAGGACACCAAAAGCUUUUGUUACUUUAUGCUCAAUGGAGGGUCCUUAGUUUUUUUUCUCUUUCUCUCUCUUUUCUACUCGCAACCAAAGUUUCAGUCACUCAUCUUCUUCUUCACCCUUUCUGAUCCGCUGAUUGUUCAGGGUAUACAAAAUUGGGAGCUUUUGGAUUGAAUUGGGAUGUCACCGCCGGUGCUGGGCAUGGGGGAGGAGGGUAAAAGCAAUGUCACUUUGUUGGUUUCCUCAACAACAAGGGAAAGUGUGUGCCUCAAGAACUUAGAAUUAAAAGAACGCAAUUACAUGGGAUUAUCUGAUUGUUCUUCUGUGGACAGCUCAGUUCCAUCCUUCUCAGAUGAGAGUAAAAGUAAGCUGAACAUGAAGGCCACAGAACUGAGGUUGGGGCUUCCAGGAUCACAGUCUCCUGAAAGAGAUUCUGAUUUUUGCUUAAGAAGCUCAAUUCAAUUUGAUGAAAAACCUCUGUUUCCUUUGCGUCCUUCGAUUGAUGAUCACCAUUCAUCAGCAAAGACUGCUCUAUUGGGCAACAAAAGAGGGUUCUCAGAUGCCAUGAAUGGGUUCUCAGAGGUAAAAAUACCAAUUUACUCGAAGGACAUGUACAUUUCAAAAACAUUAGUUGAGCCAAACACUAAAAAUACCCAAUCUAUCAUGCAGGGGAAAUUCCUAGUUAAUUCGGAGGCCAAUCCAAUACUGUCACCCAGGCCUUCUUCUAACUUAGGAUUAAAACCUGGUUCUACGCUUGAGAAUGUUGGGGCUCAACCAGCCAAAAUGAAAGAAGUAGUAAUGCCGAAGGCAGGACUUGAGAGGCCUCAUGCUGUCAAUGAAACCAUACCAAGUCUUAAUGAUUCUGCAAAUAAUAAUAACAGUGCACCAGCUACCAAGGCUCAGGUUGUGGGGUGGCCUCCUAUAAGAUCGUUUAGGAAAAAUUCAUUGGCAACUAAUUCAAAGAACACCGAAGAAGUUGAUGGAAAAGGAGGGUCUGGUGGUGCACUGUUCGUUAAGGUCAGUAUGGAUGGUGCUCCCUAUUUAAGGAAAGUAGACUUGAAGAAUUACUCUACUUAUCCAGAAUUAUCUUCUGCACUAGAAAAGAUGUUCAGCUGUUUUACUAUAAGUAAAUGUGGAUCUAAUGGAACUUUGGGUGGAGAAAUACUUAAUGAAACCAAGCUGAAGGAUCUCCUUCAUGGAUCAGAAUAUGUUCUUACUUAUGAGGACAAAGAUGGCGACUGGAUGCUUGUGGGUGAUGUUCCCUGGGAGAUGUUUAUUGAAACAUGCAGGAGGCUGAGGAUCAUGAAGAGUUCUGAUGCCAUUGGUCUAGCUCCCAGGGCUGUUGAAAAAAGUAAGAGCAGGAACUAGACAAUAUCACUCGUUCCACUCUAUCCAUCUAACUGUCUAAGGGAUUAAAAGCUACUGGGCUAUUUAGGGGAGAAAAUCAAAGAGAUGAUUACUUGGAGGCGAGGACUGAAGGCAUUUUGGACUGGAUAGAUAUUCAUACUAAGCUGCCUUAAUCCUUGUAUUAUUUGCUAUGUCUGUUUUUUGUUGUCAUGGCGUUCAUGUUUGGUAAGCUUUUUAUGAUUGUUAAAACUUCUGAAACUCCAAGACUUGACUGUGGGAGUACCUAUAUUCUAUGUACGCGAGUUCAUUCUGUGGUCGAAGGAUCUGUAAUGUGUAAACUUUACAGCGUACCUUCAAUUGAGUCUCUUUAUGUUUGUGUGAUAAAAAAUCAAGAAGCUGUAUGUCAUUGGCCUUGUACUGUUUAAAUGUUAUU
Gastrolobium bilobum is the source of this 1783-nucleotide messenger RNA. Its product is annotated as auxin-responsive protein IAA9-like. The transcript is spliced from 6 exons. The record is from RefSeq and is a predicted model, not a curated record. Gene Ontology annotation, molecular function: protein binding. NCBI's taxonomy places the organism in Eukaryota, Viridiplantae, Streptophyta, Magnoliopsida, Fabales, Fabaceae. Gene Ontology annotation, biological process: regulation of DNA-templated transcription. Bases 184 to 1371 code for a protein of 395 amino acids. Gene Ontology annotation, cellular component: nucleus.